AUGUCGUUUGGCAUUGGUAUCGGCGACGCGAUCGCAGUGGGAGAACUCUGUUGGAAGCUUUAUCGACAAGUAUACGAAGUGUCGCGCGAUGCGCCAGAUGAACUCCGAUCGAUUAAGGAAGAGCUCGGCGAUAUGGCCAACACCGUCCAAGUUCUAGUCGAAGAUGCUAAAAACCCAAAUUCGCCGCUUGUCCAAUCUGGACCCGACUGUGUCAACACUGCAAACAAUAUACUGAAAAGGACUGGUGAAGUUCUGGGUCAGCUACAAGAGUUCUCGGAAAAACAUAGUAUUCUGCGGCCUCCUACCGAUGGAAAUACGCGGAAGAGAUUUCCGAAAGUGGCUUGGGAUAAAAUAAAAUAUGCGAAAGAAUUACCAAAGCUCAAUGAUUUGCGGGCAAAGCUCAACUAUCAAAACUCUCAGAUGAAUUUGCUCCUACUUUCUAUCAACAACUCAUCUUUAGAGCGGAUACAGGCCCAGAACCAAAAGGUCAUAGACUCGAUCGAAGAAAUAAAGCGGUCCAUGAACAUACCGGGACCCUUCUCUCUUCAAUCUCAAGGAAAAAACCUAGGAGAUUCCUACCAAGCGGCCACAAAGUGGUAUGGAAAUGCUUCCUAUCGUGAGCUGGCACGUAUCAUUGAAGAGAAAUCCGAGAUGGCUGGCCAACUAUGGACAUCAAUUGGCAUUGACAACUGGAUUCAAGCAGGGAAAUGGUGGCUAAUGAAAGCUCAAGCUUACCUUUACACUACACCAACCAACACACAAAACUAUUAUCAAGCUCAUGCAGAUCUCUUCAAGGCCUCUUGGAUACUCACAGAUAGAAUCCCGCAGCAUCCACAAAGAACCUUCUUCUCGACUGGAUCCCAGAACUGGUCUAUCCUUGAUCUCGCGGAUAUUGUCAAAGCCGAGCAUCAACGAAUUGAAAACCUUGCACUAUUGGGGCCUGGUGUCGACCGAUUACGCAACUGCAGUUUGAACAUAUGGACGUCAGCUUCGAAAACUCUACUGGUGUCAAGCGCUUUCUCGGCAGCAGACGGCCCCGUAUAUCGUUGGAGAACUGGAGCGGGAGAGAUUGUAUACCAAGAGCACAGAGUCGAGAACUGGACCUCCUUGUUCAAACUUCUGAUGGCCAAGAUAUCCUCCGAAUAG
Aplosporella prunicola CBS 121167 is the source of this 1146-nucleotide messenger RNA. RefSeq lists its product as uncharacterized. Lineage: Eukaryota; Fungi; Ascomycota; Dothideomycetes; Botryosphaeriales; Aplosporellaceae. The record is from RefSeq and is a predicted model, not a curated record. The transcript has 6 exons. Bases 1 to 1146 code for a protein of 381 amino acids.